This is a messenger RNA of Mangifera indica (mango), 776 nucleotides long. Its product is annotated as 40S ribosomal protein S11. NCBI's taxonomy places the organism in Eukaryota, Viridiplantae, Streptophyta, Magnoliopsida, Sapindales, Anacardiaceae. The transcript has 6 exons. Gene Ontology annotation, molecular function: structural constituent of ribosome. Gene Ontology annotation, cellular component: cytosolic small ribosomal subunit; ribosome. The record is from RefSeq and is a predicted model, not a curated record. Bases 117 to 596 code for a protein of 159 amino acids. Gene Ontology annotation, biological process: translation.
UUAGGGUCUCGCUAAUCUGCCCUAUUUAAAGCACCAUCACAUUUAGGGUUUUCCUCUUACAAAGUUACAAGCCUACCUUAUUCUUUCGCCAUCUGCGCGUGAUCCCAAAUCUAGCCAUGGCGGAGCAGACUGAGAAGGCCUUCUUGAAGCAGCCCAAGGUGUUUUUGAGCUCGAAGAAGUCAGCAAAGGGAAAGAGACCUGGAAAGGGAGGGAAUCGAUUCUGGAAAAGUAUUGGAUUGGGUUUCAAGACACCCAGAGAGGCAAUUGAAGGUACCUACAUUGACAAGAAGUGUCCAUUCACUGGCACUGUUUCUAUCAGGGGUCGUAUUUUGGCUGGUACAUGCCACAGUGCUAAGAUGAAUAGGACCAUCAUUGUAAGGCGCAACUACCUUCAUUUUGUGAAGAAAUAUCAGAGGUAUGAGAAGAGACAUUCUAACAUACCAGCACACAUAUCACCAUGCUUCCGUGUGAAAGAGGGGGACCAUGUUAUCAUUGGUCAGUGCAGGCCCUUGUCGAAGACAGUCAGAUUUAAUGUCCUGAAAGUUAUACCAGCUGGGUCUUCUGGUGGUGCAAAGAAGGCAUUCACGGCAAUCUGAGUUGGAGAUGUGAUUCUGACAUUAAGUUUUGUUCUGUCUUAUGAUACUUUGUUAUUUGGAUUUGCCUUUAGUAUUUAAUCCUUGCUAUGAGAUGCAAUUUCUAGAUAUGUGAAUUGUUGAUUUAUUUUUGUUGAAGCCAAUUACAAAUCUUCUGUGUUAAUGAUAAGAGGAUGUUUCGCA